UCUCAUCUCUCCUCUGCCAUUUCUUGUUUCCCGUUGCAACCAGAAACAACGUACGUUUCUUUCUUUGGCAAUCAAUUGAAACAGAUUAUCGUUCGUUUCUUUCUCUGGCAAUCACCCCCAACAGAUUGGCAUUUGAUUACGAUACCUAUCGUGUUCUUAAUUGUGAUCGGAAAGUGACGUAAUACAUCACUGUCGAUUUCAAACAGAAGCGGAAGAGAUGAGUUUCAGGGAUGAGAAUGAGGAAGGGAGGGAUCUCAGGAAGCCUUUCCUCCAUACCGGAAGUUGGUACCGUAUGGGAUCCAGGCAAUCCAGUAUGAUGGGAUCAUCGCAGGCCAUUCGUGAUACCUCCGUUUCUGUUCUUGCCUGCGUCUUGAUCGUCGCUCUCGGUCCAAUCCAGUUUGGUUUUACCUGUGGCUAUUCAUCUCCCACCCAAUCUUCGAUAAUGAAGGAUCUACGACUCACAGUCCCGGAGUAUUCUGUAUUCGGUUCUCUAUCCAAUGUGGGUGCUAUGGUUGGGGCUAUUUCCAGUGGUCAGAUAGCCGAAUACAUUGGUCGAAAAGGAUCUUUGAUGAUUGCUGCAAUUCCUAAUAUUAUAGGGUGGCUUGCUAUAUCAUUUGCAAAAGAUUCUUCUUUCCUUUACAUGGGGAGGUUGUUGGCAGGUUUUGGUGUGGGAAUAAUCUCAUAUACGGUUCCAGUAUAUAUUGCUGAGAUAGCUCCUCAAAACUUGAGAGGGGGCCUUGGUUCAGUUAACCAGCUCUCUGUCACCAUUGGAAUAAUGCUUGCUUAUCUUCUUGGACUUUUCGUACCAUGGCGACUGCUUGCAGUUCUGGGAAUUUUGCCUUGUACUGUUCUGAUACCUGGUUUGUUUUUUAUCCCAGAAUCUCCUCGGUGGCUGGCGAAAAUGGGUAUGACGGAAGAAUUUGAAACAUCCUUGCAAGUUCUUCGGGGAUUUGAUGCUGAUAUAUCUAUUGAAGUGAAUGAAAUCAAGAGGUCUGCAGCAACCACAAGCAAAAGAACAACAAUUCGAUUUGCAGAACUCAAGCGGAGAAGAUACUGGCUUCCUUUGAUGAUCGGUAUUGGGUUACUAAUGUUGCAGCAGCUUACUGGAAUUAAUGCAGUGUUGUUCUAUUCAAGUACCAUAUUUGCAGCUGCUGGGGUUAAAUCAAGUAAUGCUGCUACGUGUGGGCUCGGUGCAGUCCAGGUUGUUGCCACUGCAGUGACGACAUGGUUGGUUGACAGAGCAGGCCGUCGAAUUCUCCUUAUCGUGUCCACAGCUGGAAUGACGUUUAGUCUUUUAACUGUGUCCGUAGUCUUCUUUUUGAAGGAUCUUACCCCAGACACUUCCAAUUUAUUUAGCAUUCUGAGUAUUUUAUCAGUUGUUGGUGUCGUGGCCCUGGUGGUAUUCUUUUCUUUGGGUCUUGGGGCUAUUCCAUGGGUUAUAAUGUCUGAGAUUCUUCCCAUCAAUAUCAAAGGUCUCGCAGGAAGCAUGGCAACGUUAGCUAACUGGUUCAUUGCUUGGUUGGUCACAAUGACUGCAAACUUGCUUUUGGAAUGGAGCAAUGGAGGUUUUUUUUUCCUACUUCCUUCUCUCUCUCUCAAUAAUCGAAUUGCAUUAGAUUCCAACAUGCUGCUGCUGCUAUUGGCUGCAGGAACGUUCGCCAUCUACAUGUUGGUUAGUGCUUUCACAAUGGCAUUUGUCAUACUCUGGGUCCCGGAGACGAAAGGAAGAACGCUGGAAGAAAUUCAGUUCUCCUUCAGAUAAGAAAGUUGUUUUUUUUUUUUUUUUUGUUCGGUCACUUUUUGGUGCCCUGCCUGUUGGAAAGCAAGCCUAUCUAUCAUUUAUCACUUUGCAACUCCAUCCAGGAGAACAAUGCACUGCAAAAUAGUAAAUAUGCGUUUUCCCCUCAAUCUAUAAAAGUGUCAGUGCCUUGAAGCCGGUACUCUCUGAAAUUCCCUUGUGUUGCAUCUUUGUAAUAUUGGUACAGUUUCUGCAAGAUCCUUUAAGUGGUUCCUAAUUAUUUGAUUGGUUCAUCAAUUCAUUCAUUGUCUAAAUAGUGGCACACUAGUUACACGACCAAUAAGCUUUCUGGGUGGAAAUAUGAACAAACCUACAACCUUUCAAGAUUUGCAGAGACCCGUUCUAAAACAAAAAGGAUAAACAAAAUGUUUUGGGUUAUUGAUCUUAACUCUCAAAAACAGGUGGGAA
Benincasa hispida (wax gourd) is the source of this 2206-nucleotide messenger RNA. NCBI's taxonomy places the organism in Eukaryota, Viridiplantae, Streptophyta, Magnoliopsida, Cucurbitales, Cucurbitaceae. The record is from RefSeq and is a predicted model, not a curated record.